AUGAACGAAGAAGAGGAGCCUUCGUGGCUAUCAGGCAAAAACGAUCACUUGCACCGAAAGGCCGUGUUAUCCGAAGAAGCCUCAGAAUCAGAGCCCUUGUUAUUUGGUUCUGGUCCAAUUCCUCUGGAAGGCGAAGUGAAAACUCCAACUCCCAUGGUAGCUGAUGAUGACGAAGAAGCCCAGUCUGGUUCGAACAACAAGUAUGGAUCCCUCGGCAAUACCAAAGAGGCGUCUUCGGUAGCUAGCAGUUCCACUCGAGAUAACAGCAACAAAAAGAAGAAAUAG
Messenger RNA from Seminavis robusta, 285 nucleotides. Lineage: Eukaryota; Bacillariophyta; Bacillariophyceae; Naviculales; Naviculaceae. The record is from the annotation of a GenBank genome assembly.